This is a messenger RNA of Danaus plexippus (monarch butterfly), 927 nucleotides long. It is a transcript of the gene EMC10, whose product is annotated as ER membrane protein complex subunit 10. Bases 141 to 812 code for a protein of 223 amino acids. The record is from RefSeq and is a predicted model, not a curated record. Gene Ontology annotation, cellular component: EMC complex. The transcript is spliced from 5 exons. NCBI's taxonomy places the organism in Eukaryota, Metazoa, Arthropoda, Insecta, Lepidoptera, Nymphalidae.
GAUGUUAAUCAGUUGACAGAACCUAAAUGAAAUUUUAUUGAGUGAAAAAAAGGUUUUUUGGUAUCUUUACAGUAAAUAAGCGACGAUUCAUCAAAGAACUCUGUCUUUUUUUAAAUCUCUAUAUAUUAAUAUUAAUUGCAAUGAGACAUACAAUUGUUAUUUAUUGUCUCAGUCUUUUUUACGUUGCGUCUUGCCUCGAUUAUGAUGGCUGGCUACAAAUAAAAAUGGAACAUACAUUAAAUUGUAAGACCGAGAAGUACUGUCCUCGGGGCAGCAUAUCACUCAGAAGCAUCAGGACUGGAACGGCGGUUAUAGAACAAGUUAAUUUUAAUAAAAAGCAUAUCUCGGAGCUAAAGGAUUUAGCUGACUUAGACGGCUUCUAUACUAUACGCACAUUGGUCACGACGUCCGAUUCGAAAGAAGUAGAAUUUUUGUCAUCUGUAAAAGCCAAGUAUUUCUUAGGGAGUGGUUUGUCAGAUGUGAUCAAUGCAUGGGUCUUACCUAACGGUGAGGUCAUGGCCGUCACGUUCCAAGUCACAAAUACCUCAAACGGGAAUGUUCUGGAAGCCACGGAUGCUGAAUAUGAAAUAAAUUCUAAAUUUUAUGUCAACCAUGUGGAUCAAGCUCCAGUACCUGACACAGCUACAUACAUACAGAAAAUGGAGCGAGAGAGAGAGGCCAAGGAAAAAGGUGACCUGAAAGACAACAGACCGUUCUAUGCUAAAUAUUGGAUGUAUAUAGUGCCAAUUCUAAUUUUCGUCAUGAUCUCUGGAGCUGCUAAUCCUGAGCCAGCUUCCCAACCAUCUAGAUAAACAUUUCAUUGUGUUUCAUAGUUCCUGCAACGGUUAUGUUGUCUGCGGUAUGAAUAUUUGUGUGAGUGUAAUCUGUGGUGUAAUUGUUCUGAAAUUAAAAACUUGAAUGAUCAAA